AUGCCUUCUCUCAAGACCGUAGUUUUCGGUCUGGGAGCCUCCCUGGUGGCCUUUGCCGCCGCGGAGGACCCCAACCUAGCUCCGAGAAUCCCUACUCCCGUCCCCUUCCUUCCGGUCCGCUCAUGCACCGGCACUCUCGAGGCCUGCCCCGGCAUUCCUCGAUCUGAGGUUGAGGAGGGCGGUGACCUGGCUAAGCGCGAUGCUCCCAUCGAGCCUCGUGAAUACCUCGCCCCACGUGGUGGAUGCGAGGCCGCCGGCGAGGUCUGCUACGGAUACGACAAGCGCGAGCUUGAGGUUCUCCGAGACGCUAUCAAGGAAGAACUCAGCAAGAGAAUGACCUCCGAGUCCAUGUUUGUGGACGAGCGCAGCGAAGACGCCGAGGAGAACAUUGGUUUUACUAAGCGAGAUAUCGCCGGCUGGAUGUCAAACGUCAAGCGGGAUAUUGAGGAACGCACCGAGGAAGUUGUGGAACUUGCCGAGCGCGGUGAAGAAGAUGAUCUGGACGAACGUGACUUCGAUGACGAGCUCUUUGAGCGCGACUUCGACGACGAGGAUCUUCUCUUUGAGCGUGAUUUCGACGAUGACCUUUAUGAACGUUACUUCGACGAGGAUGACCUCUUUGAGCGCGACUUCGACGACGAACUGUACGAGCGUGACUACGACGAGGAUGUCUACGCCCGCGACUUCGACGACGAACUGUUUGAGCGUGAUUUCCUCGACCAGCGCGAGUUCCUGAUUGACUCCAUCAAGGAUGAGCUUGCCCGCCGUUCUUAUGAGGACGACCUCUUCGAGCGUGACUUCGACGACGAGCUUUAUGAGCGCGAUUUCGAUGAUGAGCUCGAGGAGCGUGACUUCUACGACGAGCUUGAGGAACGUGAUUUCUACGAGGAUGAUCUCUAUGAGCGCGACUUCGACGACGAGCUUUACGAGCGCGACUUCGAUGACGAGCUCGAGGAACGUGACUUCUACGACGAGCUUGAGGAACGUGACUUCUACGAGGAUGACCUCUAUGAGCGCGACUUCGACGACGAGCUUGAGGAGCGUGAUUUCUACGAAGACGAUCUCUACGAGCGCGAUUUCGAUGACGAGCUCUAUGAGCGCGACUUCUUCGAGGAUGAUCUAUAUGAACGCGAUUUCGAUGACGAGCUUUAUGAGCGCGAUUUUGAAGAUGAUCUUUACGCUCGUGACUUCGACGACGAGCUUGAGGAGCGUGACUUCUACGAAGAUGAUCUCUACGAGCGCGACUUUGACGACGAGCUCUACGAGCGUGACCUAGACGAGGAAGAACUCUACCAGCGUGAUGUCCUCGAGGCUGUCCGUGGCGAACUUGAGCGCCGAGCCUUCGAAGAGGAAGAGUAUGGUCUUUACACCCGCGAUGAGGAUCUUUACGAGCGCGAUGUUCUCGAAGCCGUUGAGGACGUGUUUGCCCGUGCCCUUGAGGAUGACAUUGAGGAGCGUGACUUCGAUGACGAGCUUUACGAGCGCGACUUCGAGGAUGAACUCUACGCACGUGACUUUGAUGACGAGCUCUACGAACGCGAUUUCGAGGAUGAUCUCUAUACUCGUGACUUCGAUGAUGAACUCUAUGAGCGCGACUUUGACGACGAGCUCUACGAACGCGAUUUUGAAGAUGAUCUCUUCGAGCGUGACUUCGAUGAUGAACUCUAUGAGCGCGACUUCGAUGACGAGCUUUACGAGCGUGACUUCGACGAUGAGUUGUUCGAGCGUGAAUUCGACGAUGAGCUCUUCGAACGCGACUUCGACGAUGAGCUCUUCGAGCGUGACUUCGAUGAUGAACUCUAUGAGCGAGACUUCGAUGAUGAGCUCUACGAACGCGACUUCGACGAUGAGCUCUUCGAGCGUGAAUUUGAUGACGAGCUCUUCGAGCGUGACUUCGAUGACGAGCUGUUCGAGCGUGAAUUCGAUGAUGAGCUCUUUGAGCGAGACUUCGAUGACGAGCUCUACGAACGCGACUUCGACGAUGAGCUGUUCGAGCGUGACUUCGAUGACGAGCUCUUUGAGCGAGACUUCGAUGAUGAGCUGUUCGAGCGUGAAUUCGAUGACGAGCUGUUUGAGCGUGAUGAGGAGGAUCUGUAUGAGCGUGAUUUCGAAGAUGAGCUCUAUGAGCGCGACUUUGAUGACGAGCUUUUCGAGCGUGACUUCGAGGAUGAACUCUUCGAGCGCGAUUUCGAUGAUGAGCUGUACGAGCGCGACUUCGACGAGGACUACUUGUACGAGCGCGAUUUCGACGAUGAGCUGUUUGAGCGAGAUGAUGAGGACCUGUAUGAGCGCGAUGAGGAUGAUCUCUGGGAGCGUGACUACGAGGAGGAUCUUUUCGAGCGUGAUGAGUUCGAUGAGGACCUUUUUGAGCGCGACUUUGACGAGGAGGAUCUCUUUGAGCGUGAAUUCGACGACGAGUUGUUCGAGCGUGAGUUCGAUGACGAGCUGUUCGAGCGCGAAUUCGACGACGAGCUUUACGAGCGCGAUGAGGAUGAUCUCUACGAGCGCGAGGAGGAGGUGCCCGAGAAGCGUGAGGAGUCCGACUUCGUCAAGCGCGAGGAGGAGGAGUUUGCCAAGCGCGAGGAGAUGGACCAGGCUAAGCGUGCUGAGGAGGAGUCUGUCGAGGUGAAGCGUGAUAUCGAGCAGGAGCAGGUGGUAGAACGUGACGAGGCCCAGAAGGAUGAUGCCGCAUAG
This is a messenger RNA of Clonostachys solani, 2694 nucleotides long. Lineage: Eukaryota; Fungi; Ascomycota; Sordariomycetes; Hypocreales; Bionectriaceae. The record is from the annotation of a GenBank genome assembly.